Molecule: messenger RNA, 2634 nt
Organism: Scomber japonicus (chub mackerel)
Lineage: Eukaryota; Metazoa; Chordata; Actinopteri; Scombriformes; Scombridae
Gene: adck5
Product: aarF domain containing kinase 5
Exons: 15
Coding region: 91-1830 (579 amino acids)
Source: RefSeq, a predicted model, not a curated record
AGAGGUGAUAGGCUACCAGUCAACCAGAGACAUCGUACAUGGAAAGGACACAUUGGACACUUGUUCAUCAGUGUGAGCGGAGCAGGAAGCAUGACAGGGGAGACCUUCAGAGUGUUAAGGUUAUGUCAGCAUCACGUGGCUCUGCUGCGGAGAUAUCCACAUCCCGGCUCAUCACUCCAAACAACCAGAUCCUUCAGUUCACUCAGGGAAGGUAAGCGCAGAGGGUUGCUAUGGAAGACACUCGUUGGCGUCACCGUUGGCGUGCCCGUGGCGGUGGGUGUCCGCUACGCCGUGUCAGAACCCAGAGAGAGGAGGAAGAUGAGGAUCGUGAUUGAAGGAUUCGGUCGGUUCUGCAGAUCUCUCUCUGUGGGAAUUUUUAUCUCUUUGGAUUACUGGUGGACCACCAAUGUGGCUAUUCGUGGUCUAGAUGAGAGCAGCCCAUCCUACUUGGCCGAGAUGUCAGCUUGCCACCAAAGGGCAGCAGAGUACAUGGUGGAAGGAGCCAUAAAGAAUGGAGGAAUAUACAUCAAACUCGGCCAGGGUCUGUGUUCCUUUAACCAUCUGCUACCCCCCGAGUACAUCCGCACCCUGCAAGUACUUGAAGACAAGGCCUUGAACAGGAAGUACAAAGAGGUGGAUGCACUCUUCCAGGAAGACUUCAACAAAAGCCCAGAUGAGCUUUUUAAGAAGUUUGACUAUGAACCGAUUGCUGCUGCCAGCUUGGCCCAGGUCCAUAAGGCAGAACUGUUCAAUGGAACGUCUGUCGCUGUGAAGGUGCAGUACAUUGAUCUCAGAGAUCGGUUUGAUGGUGAUAUCCGAACAUUGGAGAUCCUGUUGGAUAUCGUUAAGUUCAUGCACCCCAGCUUUGGGUUCAGAUGGGUCCUCAAGGACUUGAAGGGAACAUUGGCUCAAGAGCUGGACUUUGAGAAUGAAGCCAGGAAUUCUGAGCGGUGCGCCGAGGAGCUGAAACACCUCAAAUUUAUUGUUGUACCCAAAGUCUUUUGGGAACAAACUAGUAAAAGAGUGUUGACGGCAGAGUUUUGCAACGGCUGCAAAAUCAACAACGUGGAAGAAAUUAAAAGACAAGGAUUAAGUUUGAAAGACACUGCUGAUAAACUGAUCCGAGCAUUUGCUGAACAAAUAUUCUACACCGGUUUCAUCCACGCUGACCCUCACCCUGGAAAUGUACUAGUGAGACGAGGUCCAGAUAGCAAGGUAGAGUUGGUGCUCUUGGACCAUGGCUUGUACGAAUACCUUAGUCAACGUAACAGAGUGGCCCUUUGUAAACUGUGGAGGUCCAUAGUCCUGCGAGAUAAGGCAGCAAUGGAGAAGUACGCCAAUGCCCUUGGAGUCAAAGAGUACUUCCUCUUCUGCGAGAUGCUGCUGCAGCGACCCAUCAACAUGCAGGAGCUGGGUCUGUCCAACAUACUGAGUCGGGAGGAGACAACCUACAUGCGCCAAAUGGCCGUCCACCGCUUCGACAGUGUCAUGCAGGUGCUGAAGUCGAUGCCCAGGCCGAUGCUGCUGGUCUUCCGCAACAUCAACACGGUCCGAAGCAUCAACAUCACUCUAGGAGCUCCGGUAGACCGCUACUUCAUCAUGGCCAAGAGUGCAGUGCGAGGUUGGGGAAAGAUCCAGUCAGACAAAGUGGGGAUGCUGCCCAGGUUCUGGGUCUUCCGUUGGGUGCGGACAACGUGGGAGAGCUUCAAGUUUGAGCUGGCUUUGAGAUCGGAGAUGGCGAUGAUGAAUCUGACGCGUUCCUUCGUGAACGUGCUGUCUUACUUUGGUCUCAUAUCUCUGGACGCAGACAUGUAUGAGUACCUGAGGUAGUGCGCAGCUCACCAACACUUUUCUGAAGGAAAACAAGAUUGAAGACAUUUUCCAACUCAAGCACAAGUUAAUGCAAGCCAACCACUGGAAAAGGACCCUUUCACCAGCAGCAUGUGCUGCUAGUAACGGUGCUACUCAAGUGUGUGUAUGUGCAUACUGUUUCAACACCAAAUAUCCUGAACUGAUGUUUUAAAAAUGGGUCAGAAUUUAUUACAAUGCAGGACUGUAACUUUACAGCCUAUUGGUUUUAUUUAAAUGAAGAAAAUCACUUUUAUUAUACUUUUUAUUUAAUAUUAAUUCAAUUUGUUUUAGUUUAAUCUUGGUAGAGCAAAUCUUUUUAUAAUCCAACUUUGAUAGACUCCAUUUAUUUAAAAAAACAACUGGUUGUGUCAUCAUGGCUAAACAACACAUCAGCUGGAUUCAUAGUGAUCUUUGAGUAAUGUAUAGUAAUUGUACACUGGCUGUAAAAAGAAGCAAACAUGAAGUCUUGUAAAAAAUGUUUCUUUAUGGUUUCCAGUGAAAUGUUUCAGUCCCUCAAGAAACUGCAGCUUUAUUCACAGCAAUACAGAUUAUUACUAAAUGUAAAUCUGUCAUAUGAACACUUGAUAUUAAUGUUUGUGAUGAACUAUUUCUGUUAAGGUUUAUUUUGAUGAAAGCUACUAAAUACGGGAACCUUUUGGCAUUUAGGUAGUUUUUGCUUUUCAACCAUGACUACACUCUGUGCAGGUUAAAAGAACAGUCCAGUGACACCUAACCAAAUGUUUAAGUUAUUUUAACAGUGUUAAUAAAAUGUUCUACCUCCUU